Molecule: messenger RNA, 1277 nt
Organism: Equus caballus (horse)
Lineage: Eukaryota; Metazoa; Chordata; Mammalia; Perissodactyla; Equidae
Source: RefSeq, a predicted model, not a curated record
GACAAAUUCAGAUACUUUGAUGUUUAUAAUUAUCUGAGAAAGAUGGAAGACACCUGAAAUAAUAACCGAGGAGACACCCUGUGUGAAAAUGAAGUUAGAGUAGAAAGCAGAGUGGAGUGAGAGAGAGGGAAAAUGAGAGUCUGGUGUAGGAUUUAAUUUAUUCAUCCUGCUGUGCCUCUUGGACUUCUAUCUUCUCUCCUGUAUUCUUAGGGAAGGUCAACAUCCCUGGUACCAGGAUCUCUCCAGCCCAGCCCUUGAAAGAUCCAUUCUCUAAAGCAUAGACAACAGUAGGACUGAAUAAGGAAAAUAUGUGGAUUCUGAUCACCACGCAGCUCCUGCCUCUGCUGCUCCUGAUGCUGCAGCCACUGCAGUUUGAAAAGCUUUUUAAAUAUUCUGAUUUAUCAGAUGUUGACUCAGAAGAAUUUGAAGAUUAUUUGGAGGAAUUAUACAGUACAGGGCCUACCAAAGCACCUACCAAAAAAACUUUCCAAAAUCAGGUCCUUGCUGAUCCUGACAGACCAUUAUCUGAUCCACAUUACUGCAAUGAUGAAGUUAGGAUGAAAAAUGUUCACAACAGGUUAUAUUGUAAGAAAGAACAUUUCUUCCUCCAAGCUACAUAUGAGGAGGUGCAAAAGAUAUGUCGCCACCUGUUUGUACCAUGUAAGAACGGAGUUAAGAAAUGUCAUAGGAGCAAGAAACUAAUAGAAGGAGUGUAUUGUAGUUUAACAUCAGGAACCAUGAUAGUAGACUGUAUCUAUGAAUCUUUUUACAAGCGUGGAUUUGCCCUUAUCACGUGUCGAUGGCAAAAUGAUAUCCAAGAAAUUAUCCCUGAUCAUGUAGAUGAUCUUCAGGAAUUAUAUAGCCAGCAGAAAGGCAUUAUUCACCAGGAAGCUAUCUUCCCCCCAUUAUUCUAGAAGAGUAUUCUUUAGGAGGUUAGAAUAGGAGGAUACGACCCUUUCCAUAUUGAUCCCUAUAGGUCAAAAUUGAGAAUGCUAAUUUUGGUACCAUUCAUUUUAAUCAUCUGCUUCCCUCCCUUCUUCCCUUAACACCAGGCAAACGCAGCGUGGGCUAGGUUCACAGAUAGUGCUCUGAGAUGUGGUUUCAAACAGGUCAUGUAAUUUAGCACAUUUUGGAUGUCUUAUGAGAAUGAAUGCCUGCAGUGAAAGGAUGACCAGCAGCAAAAGGAACAGAAUAUGGUUGCCUGAAUUGUGAUGUAAAGUUGUAUUCAUAGGAAUCUCUAGUUCGGUAGAAAUAAUAAAGGGCACUGACCUAGUGAA